AUGAUUAGGUGGAGUUUUGCCAAACAGUCGGAGCCGUGCGGUUCAUUCAUCGUGAGGGACAGCUCUGACGAGCACUACAUCUUCAGCUUAACCUUUAAGUUGAAUGGUUUAGUACGACACGUGCGCAUCGAACAUGACCAGGGAAACUUCAGUUUCGGUUCCCUCCAGAAGUUCAAAAGCAAUACAAUCGUCGACUUCAUAGAGAACGCUGUCCAGCACUCGAGGAGCGGACGGUUCCUGUUUUUCCUGCACCGGCGACCAGUGAUGGGUCCGAUGCGCGUCCAACUCCUACACCCCGUCUCGCGCUUCAAACAAAUACAAUCACUUCAACACAUGUGUCGGUUCGUAAUACUGAAGCACGUGCGCCGGGAUCUCAUCGAUGACCUACCGCUGCCUAAAAUGCUUAAAUGCUACUUAAAUACCCCGUAUUAUUAUUCAGAAGAAUUAGCGCUUAUGAGUGAACAGCAAUCAAACACAAACCCAAACCCAAACCCAAACCCAAACACAAACCCACAACACGAGCCAACUUUGCCUCCAAAUACUAGUCAAUCGGAAACUUAAAUAUUUACAAAAAUAUUCAUUUUAUUUAAUUAUAAAAAUAAAAUAUAAAUAUAUAUUUAAAUUGUCA
This is a messenger RNA of Oppiella nova, 628 nucleotides long. The record is from the annotation of a GenBank genome assembly. NCBI's taxonomy places the organism in Eukaryota, Metazoa, Arthropoda, Arachnida, Sarcoptiformes, Oppiidae.